AUAAAAGGUGUGCUUGAGCACAUAAUUGCGCACUCUACACUCUUAGUUCAGUAGCAACAGACUACCAUGCGGGCCCUUAUCGUAUUCGCGAUCCUGUCGGUGGCGGCUGCUAAACCGAAGCCAGGCGGCAUCAUUGAUGACUGGCACGCACCUGCAAUUCCGUCAUUAAGCUACGUGCAUCAACCAACGGUAGCAGUCGCGCAACCAGUAGCGGUCGCACAACCAGUAGUGCACGCCGCCCCGGUAGCCUACGCCAAACCAGCUGCUACUAGCUACGCAUCAUUCCAACAAAUCGUGCACCCAGUGCAAGUCGCCCAACCAGUGGUGCAUGCAGCCCCAGUGAUCUCGCAGCCUGUAGUCCACGCGGCCCCAGUGGUGCAAACAGUGGCCCAGCACGUCGUGGCUCAACCCGUUGUCCAAACCAUUGCCCAACCUGUGGUCCAGAAAUACGUGUCCGUAGGCUCUUACGGAGGCGGCUAUGGUCAUGGGUGGUAAGGUCUAAAAGGCCCUCUAAAGAGUGUAAAUAUUUUUCUAUAAGCGUUAAGAUUGUGUCCGUAUUGUUGAUGUGGUACAAAAUAAAACAUUUCUCAUCAGUACUGAA
Messenger RNA from Spodoptera litura, 601 nucleotides. RefSeq lists its product as uncharacterized. The record is from RefSeq and is a predicted model, not a curated record. NCBI's taxonomy places the organism in Eukaryota, Metazoa, Arthropoda, Insecta, Lepidoptera, Noctuidae.